Molecule: messenger RNA, 2145 nt
Organism: Iphiclides podalirius (scarce swallowtail)
Lineage: Eukaryota; Metazoa; Arthropoda; Insecta; Lepidoptera; Papilionidae
Source: the annotation of a GenBank genome assembly
AUGAGUGCUUCAGAAUUAGACAGCCGUAACAUUGCGAUUUCCAUGAGAAAAUCUGUGGAAAACUUGGUUGUAUCAUCUCAAGAUGCCAUUGGUCAAAGCAUCAGCCAAGCUCUCAAUUUUUCCAAUGUCAUUGCUCCACAUUCCAGUUUACAGGAAAACAAAAGCAUAUCCCGGUCGCCGUCUCCAUCGCUUCGUCAUACCGAAAGCAGUUCCGAACUCCUGGACGACAAGUCUAGCGAUAUUUACUUCCAAGGUUCGGGGGACGCGCAGCCAAACUCCAUAGAAACACCGCUCUCCAAAUCUGACAGCAAUAAGCUGAUACCGCAAAACCCAGUGGUGCUGCGCGGCGGCGCCGACUCCAGCGCAGCGCGUACCAAGAAGAAGAGCUGGUACAACGCCCUGUACCCUACGUACAAGAGCAAGUCGGAGGACUUCAAGCGGCUGUUCAAGGACCUGCCCGACGAGGAGAGGCUCAUCGUAGACUACUCGUGCGCGCUGCAGAAGGACAUCCUGGUGCACGGGCGCGCGUACGCCUCGCAGAAUUUCCUCUGCUUCCACGCGAGCAUCUUCGGCUGGGAGACCAGCAUGACCCUCCGGUGGAAGGACGUCACCGCCAUCACGAAAGAGAAGACGGCGCUGGUGAUACCGAACGCUAUCCUGGUGUGCACAGAAGGCGAGAAGAACUUCCUCACCUCCUUCUCCGGCAGGGACAAGGCCUACCUGAUGCUGUUCAGGAUAUGGCAGAACGCGCUCAUGGACCAGCCGAUGAGCAGCCACGAGAUCUGGCAGUGGGUGCAUUCCUGCUACGGCGAGGAGCUAGGUUUCAACUCCGAAGACGAGGGCUACCCCAGGGACGCGCGUGACGCGCCAGACGACUCGUCCGCCAACCAACUGGACAUCCACGAGGAGCUGACGGAGACCGCGUCGAUGGAGGCGGGCGGCGCGGGGGGUGCGGGGGGCGGUACGCCGCGCACCAGAGACCUCUCGCCGAUGAGGGUGACGAACGGCGAGGCGGCCUACGGGGAAGACGAAGCCGGCGACACCCUACCCACUGACAUGUCCGACACGACGGACAGCGAGCCAGACAAACAUCGCAACUGCGGCGACGCGGAUAAGUGCACGACCGCGCACGAGGGCAAGCUGUUCCUCAGCCAGGAGUUCCCCUUCAACAUCGACCAGCUGUUCACGAUGAUGUUCACCAACUCCAAGUUCAACCUGGAGCUGCUCACGGCGCGCGAGACCACGGACUACACGCAGGAGCCCUGGCAAACGCAGGGGGCGCGUAAAGCGCGCCGCGUCAGCUAUACCCUCGGUUUAUCUUCGGGCCUUGUGGGACCCAAGAAGGUCCGCGUUACCGAGACACAGGUGAUGAAUAAAUGCUCGAAACCCGGCGCCCUGUACUCGAUAGACUCGACGAGCGAGAACGCGGGCAUACCUUACGCGGACUACUUCAGCGUGGAGGUGCACUACUGUCUGCAGCGCGUCACCGAGUCGACCACCCACCUCUCAAUAUUCGGCCACGUGCGCUACAAGAAGAGCAUGUGGCCGAUGGUCAAAACCUUGUUGGAGAACAACACGAUGUCUGGGCUCGAGGAGUACGCGCGUCUCCUGGAGGCGAGGCUAGCGGCCGCAGCACCAGCGCCAACGAGGCACGCGCGCCGACGCAGGCGCCAUCUAGCGACGGUUGCCCAGGAGCCAUUGGCAGGUCCCCUCGCCGCCAGGGGGCGAGCCGGUCCCGUGGCGGCAGGGGGCUCUUCCCGCUGGCUGCUCACCCUGCUGGUCGUCUCUCUGCUGGUGGUGAACGCGCUGCUGUACUGGCGCCUGGCCACGCUGAAGACGGCCACCUUCGACGCCGAUCAGAUGCAGGACAGGAUGGGCUCGAUGAGCGGUGCGCAGAUGCAGGACUGGUCCCGGCUGCUGGAGCAGCACACGCUGCGGCAGCGCAGCGAGCUGCUCGCCUGGAGGGACGCGCUCGACCGCACCGUCGCGCACCUCGCACAGACGGAGCAAGCUUUAAGAAAACUCUUGGAGACCAUAAAGCCUUCCUUGGUAAAGGCUCAAGCGGAGGCGGAAACGGAAGCGGAGGCGGGGACGAAGGCGGAGGGGUCCAAACGGGCGGAAGCGGAGGCGUCACAUAGCGAACUC